AGAAACCCGCUAUGAUCGCUGGAGGAAGAGUAUUCUAUUGGCCUGGUUUACAAAAGUGCAGCAGAAUCUCACUCAACGUCAUGACAAUAAUGAUCCCCACACCUGACGUAUACACUGCCCAGGGCGUCCUCAUCUCUGUGACGGGCAUUACUCAGGUGAAAAUUAGCACGCAGAGCAAAGAGCUCCUUGAACGCGCAUGUUGCAACUUCUUGAGCAAAAGCAAGAUAGCAGUCAUAGAGCUGAUCCAAGAAACACUGGAGGGUCACCAGAGGAGCGCCGUGAGCUUGACAACCGUUGAGGAUAUUUACAGAGACAGGCAGGCCUUCAACACUCGCAUGAUCGAAAGUGCAUCAGAUGACAUGGUUAACCUCGGGGUAGAGAUCUUGUCCUACACCAUCCACGAAGUCUAUGACAAUCUGGGCUAUUUGUCAUCUCUGGGCAAGUCACGGAUAGCGGAGAUUCACAGGGAUGCGCGCAUAGGAGAAGCCCUGGCCAGAAGAGAUGCACGAAUUGUGCAGUCACUGGCCCGAGAGAAGCUCGUCGAAGCCCAGCUCACCAACAAGACCCUCAUGGCGCAAGCCGAGCUGGACUUCCUGUGCAAGAAGGAAGAUUAUGAGAAGGAGGUCUAUUCUCAGAGAGCCAUGGCAGAGAAUGCCUACGAACUUCAGGCUGCCAAAGCAAAGCAAAAGAAUAUGAACGAAAAGAUGGAGAUUGAGGUUAUCGACAGGAGGGAAAGGGUCACAUUGGAGGAACAGGAAACCCUCCGCAGAGAGAAGCAACUACAGUCCGCAGUCAAGCAGGUAGCAGACGCAGAAAAGUACAAAACGGAAACAUUGGCUGCAGCGGAGAAGCAGAAAACGAUCCUGGAAGCCGAAGCGGAAGCCGAGGCCAUCAGGCUGAGGGGCGAGGCCGAGGCCUUCCUCGUGCAGAAGAGAGCCGAGGCCGAAGCCUACGUCAUGAACAGGAAAGCCGAAGCUUGGGACGAGUACAGAAAGGCAGCCAUGCUCGGCAUGUACCUCGACACGCUGCCUAGGCUUGUGAGAGAAGUAGGCUCCAACCUCUCCAAAGUGAAAUCGGUGAAGAUGGUCUCCACGGGCGACUCAGCCGUGGGCGCCGUCAAACUGACCAACGAGGUCAUAGACGUGGCAUCCAGCAUACCAAGCCUGGUCAGGGGCAUGACGGGCAUCGACCUGCUGAAGAUAAUGAAAGAAACUCCUCCCCACUGAAGAAAAUCAUGGCGGCAAGACAAAAAUGGUAAAAGGUAAAAUGAUAUAGAUAAAAAGGAAGAGAUUAAACAUCUGGAACCAUUAAACUGUCAUGAAAGAAUCAAACUAUAGACCCGUAAGUCUAUCUUCUUGAUGAGUCUACGACCCUUAAUCAGUCAUAUAAACCAAUUGUGGAAAGUCAAGGUAGACUUAUGUUUAUCACAACGAGUUCCUGAUUAAUGUAUUUCUGUUAUAUUAUAAAAGUUCAGCAAAUUCUAUAUGAUAUAUUGUCUACAGGCAUUAAAUAUAGAAUAAGUUACUAAAUAUAAUGUUAGGCUAUAUGGAUCAGUAAAUAUAUAAAUAAAAAACCACCACCAUUAGAUUUGGCAUAAUUUUAAAAAAAUGAGCACCUCAAUGGAGUCAUUUCCAUCUUACAACUUGUGAUAUACACUUGUUUUAUUAAAACAUUAUAUGGCACUAGAUGAAUAUAACCUUCAAAUGAAAACCUAAUCCUGUAAUGAUGACUGCGUCUAUCUCUCUCUCUCUCUCUCUCUCUCUCUCUCUCUCUCUCUUAAUGGAGUCUCAUAGAUAAACCCUUGACCAUCAAUAUAUAUUUUAAGAAGAACAAUAAUCCUUCAGGACAGGCUUAAAUGAUCUCUAAGUUAAUUAAUAUAGGCCUACAGGAACCUUGAGGAAUACAGGCCUAUAUCCUUUAGCUAACAUUUUCAUAGCAGAUCUAAAAGGAAUAUAGGAUUUGUUAGUUAAUAAACGAUCACAGCAGAACCAAAUGGAAUAUAGGCUUAUCUCAUUAGCUAAUUAAAAAAAAUAAUUGCGGAACCUAAUGGCAUAUAGGCUUAUUUUUAGUUAAUAAGCAUUCACAACAGAACCAAACGGAAUAUAGGCCUAUCUCAUUAGCGGAAUAAAAAAAUAAUUGCGGAACCUAAUGGAAUAUUGUAGGCCUAUUAUUUUUUUAAGUUAAUAAGCAUUCACAGAGGAACCAAAUGGUUUAUAGACCUAUCACGUUAGCUAAUUAAAAGGAAUAUAAUUAGGCCUAUCUGUUAAUAAACGCUAACUUUAACCAUUCAAAAUAUUCGGCUUAAUUCCAAUAACAAUAUCUAAACCUUAACGAAAAUGACCGUAUAAUUAGAGACCUGUCGAUUCAGAUUAAUUAUAAAAUCAACAUCUGGUAUCUUACCUUGUCAUCUAUAGGAGGGCGAAGACGUCUGUUAAUUCACAAAUAAAUAAUUUAUUAUCUUAUUUUCACCACAAAAUAAAAAAAAGUCUUUUAACCGGACACAGAUAAAGGCGAAUUUAUAGUCUACCGGUUCUUUCUGUUUGAAUUCUCCUUCGUCUCUAUGACUGACAAACUAAAUUAGUCUUUUACGUAGUUAAUAUAAUAAAAAACUAGAAGCCAGACAUCAUUUCCUGUAGAAGAAACCAUUAACAUUUAUUAUAUAAGCAUAAUAAUGAUACGUGGUUUAAUAUCAAAUCAAUUUUAAAAAAUUAAAACUAAUAUAGCGUGAUCUUGGUACUUUAUCCCAUACCAAGCGAAUUAGAUAGUUCGGCAGUUAAACCACCGUUUCGUUAAUUUCACCGCUAAAGAAAAUAUUUAAGAAGAGUUACGAAUCGACAAUUUAUUUGCCUUCCUUAAUAAGAAAGUAAUAACAUUUAUUUUACCUUUAAAACCCUUUUGAUUGAACAAUAAACGACAUUUAAACUCAAGAACUUUGUCAAUGUUGCAAACACUGAACCUGGUUUAAACAGCAAACAACUUAUUUCCUGACAAUAUUACUUAUCAAAUACAUAUCAUACAGGAAGGAGGGCGACCUUGAAACAAAGUAAAAGGUUACUAUUCAAAUAAAUGAAUUUGAAUAAAUUUAAAUAAUAUACACAUGCAUUAUAAAGGUAUUAAUUUAUAUUUUGAUGAUGCUCCUUGAUCAUGAAUACCUAGGCCUACUACUGUGGAUCGGUUUGUCAGUGUAUAAUUUUGUAAAAUUUGUGUUUAAUGUAAUAUAUACUUUUAUAUGAAAAAAUUAUUAAUUCUAAUUUUACUAGAAUAUAUAUAUAUAUAUAUAUAUAUAUAUAUAUAUAUAUUUCUAAAUUAGCUUUUUUCCUAGGCUAACCGCGGCUAGGCCAAGGCUAGCUUAUAAAAGCGCGAUCACUGUCUUUAAAUUACUUAUUUAAAAGGAAAGUAGGUUUUGCAAUGCAAGGAAUGUAUAUAUAAUAUAUACUGUAAGGUACAGCACAUAAUUACUUCUAGACCUAAAGAGUGCCAUAAUUGAAAAUCUGAAAUUAAAGUAAGAGAACCAAGAGAUAGGAACUUUAGGUAUUGAAUAUUGGAUAUUGUAUAAGAAAUCAUUUAUUGGUCAAGUUAUGUAACGUCAACUGCCUACGACCAAUUUAACUGAUGUUUUACUAAGGUACCAUUGCCAUACCAAAAUUUUGAGAGUAAAAUUUUCCAUUGAAUUCAAAUUUACAGUCUUUUACUCAUAAUUAGAUCAGUUCAAUUAAGGUGUUUUUUGAAAAUGGAAUAUCCAGCUGUUUGUUUUCUAAUAAUUCCGAUAGAAUGGGAAACCCUCUGUCUCCAGUGCUAAGUAAUUUAUAUAUGGAAUUUUUUGAAAAGGAAAUCUUAAACAAUAUAAUUCCAUGCAAUGUACCUUGGUUUAGAUAUGUUGACGACAUAAUUUGUGUAUGGCCAGAGAACGAGAUGUAAAUAACUUUUUUGCCAGGCUAAAUCAAUUAGUACCAUCAAUUAAAUUUACUAUGGAAAUGGAAAAAGAUGGUUGCCUACCCUUUUUGGAUGUCCUCAUACGGAGAAAUAGUAGUGGGUUUAAAUAUAGUGUUUACAGAAAACCUGCUAAUAAUUCUUCCUAUGUACAUUUCUAUUCUGGACAAAACAAUAAGGUAAAAAGAUCAGUGUUUGCAUCUAUGUUUCUAAGAGCACUACGGGUAUGUAGCCCAGAAUAUGUAGAUGAGGAGAUAGAUAAAAUUCGGAAUACAGGCAAGAAAUUGAAAUAUACAGAUAGUGUACUAAACAAUGCAUUAGAAGCGGCAAAAAAGACCAUGUAUCAAAAUAAAAAAGAACCUUACAACAACAAAAAUUUGCUUGUACUACCUUAUAAUAAUAAUAUGAAAGAUAUCCCACAUCUGAAGAAUUUUGGUGUUAAUGUAGUUUUUAAAAACAAUGAAACAGGUACUUAUUAAGAACUCCCCCGACAAUGUUAAAGGAUGUGUAUAUAAAAUUCCGUGUAAGUCUUGUGACAACUUUUAUAUUGGUCAAACGGGGAAAGCACUAGAAAAAAGAAUAGAACAACAUAAACAAUGUGUGAGAUAUGCACAGGGAAAUAGUGGUAUUUUUGUACAUGUUAGUAAGAACAAUCAUGCUAUUAACUGGGAAGGGGCACAAAAGCUUGUGUGUUCUAAUAAUGCAAUGGAAAGGAAUAUCAUUGAAUCUAGUUUUAUAAAAGAAAGUUACAAUAAUAACAUGAACAUCAGUCAAGGAAUGUAUAAACUUGAUCCUUUAAUAUCAAAAGAAAUUUGUAAACUGUUUAAAUUUUAAGGUAGGCAUUAUUAAUGUACGGAACUAGGAUUAUUAUAUUUGUAAACACAGUAAGGGGGCAGUAGUGGUAAUGAGAUGUCCAACCCCGCCUCCCUGACACCUGUCAGGUGUGGACUGGUUAUCUGUUGGGUACCCUGAUCGGUAGUAUCCCUUGAGAAUUUAUUGUAAAUUUUAGCCAAAUGAUUUUUGAAAGCCACUCCUACCUUGACACCUGCCUGUGGGUGGAUCUGCAGUCUCAAACUGUUGUGCGUAUGUUCGUCAGUACUGUCUCUGUAGUAUAUAUAUUUGUGAAUUCUAAUACUAUGUAUCAGUCCUUUAUCAAUGGCUUGAAAAUAAAGCCGA
Molecule: messenger RNA, 5106 nt
Organism: Macrobrachium nipponense
Lineage: Eukaryota; Metazoa; Arthropoda; Malacostraca; Decapoda; Palaemonidae
Product: flotillin-1-like
Exons: 10
Coding region: 12-1226 (404 amino acids)
Biological process (GO): positive regulation of cell junction assembly; protein kinase C signaling; protein localization to plasma membrane
Cellular component (GO): plasma membrane; flotillin complex; cytoplasmic vesicle
Source: RefSeq, a predicted model, not a curated record